Molecule: messenger RNA, 979 nt
Organism: Neltuma alba
Lineage: Eukaryota; Viridiplantae; Streptophyta; Magnoliopsida; Fabales; Fabaceae
Molecular function (GO): polysaccharide binding
Source: RefSeq, a predicted model, not a curated record
AGAAGCUCACUCGUCUUCUACUUUAGCUCCUACUGUUGCCUGCCUGCUCUCUUUCUGCCGUAACCUUAGAGAGCAUAAAGAUGCAGCAGCCUCAACUCCUUAGAAAACCACUCUCCGUCUUCAAACCUUUGGUUAUCCUAAUCACUCUGCAACUACAAGCAAUUCCCAUUGUUGGUCUCUCUCCCUGCAGGAAUUUCUGUGGUAACAUUCCCAUAAACUACCCAUUUGGCCUCGACGAUGGGUGUGGGGCACCUCAGUUUAGGCACAUGUUUAACUGCACGAAUGACUUGUUCUUUCAAACGCCUUCAGGUGCUUACAAGGUUCAGUCCAUUGACUACGACAAGAAAACUAUGGUGAUCUAUGACCCUGCAAUGUCUACUUGCUCCAUUCUUCAGCCUCACCAUGACUUCGUUAUGACGGAUGUUCAAUCAGCCAUUAUUCCCCCAUCACAGGACACUGUUUUCGCACUCCUUAAUUGCUCUAUUGACUCCCCUGUUCUCAACCAUUAUAAGUACCUCUGCUUCAACUUCUCAGGUCACUCCUGCGACGAGCUUUAUGGGUCCUGCAAUGCCUUUCGGGUGUUCCAUCUAUUGACAAAUAGCUCACCACCUUGUUGUUUUACAAGUUAUAACACAGUGAAAUUCAUGAGCAUGAACAUAUUGGACUGUACACAUUAUACUUCGUUGUUUAACAUAAAUGGUUUGCGGGUGUUGGCCCUUUGGACUGGGUUUAUGGGAUCAAGCUGUCUUUUAGUGUGCCGGAUACUGGCUGCGAGAGAUGCAGGAAAUCUGGUGGCGCCUGUGGGUUUGAUACUGAUACUGAAGCUCUGCUCUGCCUCUGCUCAAGCACCGCCAAUUCUACUUUGGAAUGUGCUGCAGGAACAGGUAGCAUGAUGGCAAGCGGACGGAGCAAUGCUCCAAUGAUGCCUUACCAAUUAGCAAUGCUUCUUGGAUCAUUUCUUUGCGUGGCAACGAGGCUC